CUUCUCCUCAGCAACGACUGGCACUAAGCCUAAAACGGGAAGAGAACAAUAAGCUACCUCCGCGGUAUGCCAGUGCCGCUGCAGCUGUCUCUUUCGCAUCAACGCAAUCGAUAACCUCCCAGCGUCCCUCACAUUAGCGGGCAGCUAGCCCACCGACCAUCAUCGAAAGUCUCCUCCUACUAGUGAAGCGCACUGAAGCCGCCAUGUUUCCGCCUCCCUCCCCGGUCGCUGCGACCGGUGACCAACAGCAAUGGAUGCCCCGAGUGGCAACCAGAACCCGCACCGUCGCUCAGAGAAAAGUGUACGGAAAGAGGAGGGCAGAUGCCCCGAGGGCUGUGCUCGAUCAGCGAAGCCCCGCCAAGGCUCCGGAGUGGCUGGACCCCAAGCAGCACGAGAAAGAGAGCGGCGAGGAUGCGGUGGAGGGUGUGCGGGUGAAACUAGCGGAGGUGGCGAUCGAGGAGAAGAGCACGCUUAUGGAUCUGACGAGGAAGGGGAAAGCUGAAAAGACGAGGAAGAAGACCUCAGAGGACAGACCUGAGGUCGUGCAGUCAGUUGAAGAGAAGGAGGUGAAGCCUACAUCUGCUGGGGAUCGGUCCGGCCGAACUUCGAAACCACAAGAUGAGCCGGAAACCGCGCAAGUCCAAUCGAAGGGCACCGGCACACCGGAAAAAAAUACCCGACAAACAGCGAAGCCACGGUACGACAUGAUGGUGGAAGUCCGAGUCAGUCAUAAGAUCCCGGCAGAGCGAACCCUACGACGGAACAAGACGUGCGAAGUUCCCGCAGAAUCUGAGACGAGGGCAUCACGAAGGAACAAGGACAAGCCAGUGGCUCGGGUGUCAACUGGCUGUGUUACGGAUGAGAAGGCCAAUGAAUAUGUUCGCCCGAUCUUGAAUGAAGCGCUGUCCGCGGCUGCGGCGCAGAGUGUCCAGAAGUUUGCCUCGUGGGCUGGCCGGGCGGGGAACCUGUUAGAGGUGGUCAAGAUUGCUGAAGGGUCAUAUGGAGAGGUCUACAAGCUUCGAUUACGGGAGGAGGUGUGCAAGAAGGAGAUGUCCAGGUCCAAGCUCGCCCGCCUGAAGGCCUAUGGCGACGGAGUCUUCAAGGUUGUGCCUCUGCGGGCUCAGAGUGGGCCAGGCUCGAAGAAAUUUACCAGCAUUGACGAGAUCGUGUCCGAAGUCAAGAUGCUCAAGUAUCUGGAUCCGAUCCCCGGAUUCGCUCGCUUUAGAGAAAUCCACGUGGUUCAGGGCCGGUUCCCCGAUUCGUUCCAGAGAGCCUGGGACCACUACAAGAAUACCAAGGAUGACUGCUGGAAUCCGAACCCAUCCAGUAAAAGGGCCUAUCCCGACUUGCAGUUGUGGGCCAUUGUGGAAAUGGAUGAUGCUGGCUGCGAACUGGAGAAGUUCGCGUGGACUUCUAUCUUCCAGAUUUACGAUAUCUUCUGGGGAGUGGCAAUGGCGCUUGCUCGGGCGGAGGAAUACGCAUUGUUCGAGCACCGCGACCUACAUUUAGGCAACGUCUGUAUUCGAAGUACUCGGCCAGGGGGGUGCAUGGAUCCACCCACAAACAAGGAGAUCAUGGAUCAGUCGUACAAAAGCGGCUUCGGACUCAGCUCCCUCGAGACGACCAUCAUCGACUAUUCUUUGUCUCGCGCACAAUUGCACCUCAGCGAGGCGGCCGAGGAAUAUGAGAUCGCCUCGUCAGAUCUCGACAAGAAACAAAUCUUCGAUGCAAUCGGACGGGAUGAAGAUGAGAUCAUGCUCAGAAACACAUACCGAUACAUGCGCGCCCAGCUCUAUCACGGUGAUCCCCUCAAGUCCGAAAAAUGCCCCGACAUCACGGGUAUCUGGGCCGAGUACGCCCCUCGAACCAACCUCGUCUGGCUCCUCUUUCUCCUCCAGUCCCUCCUCAAGAACAGAAAACCCGAGAUCCCCUCGCUCCCAGCACCCCGUCAACCCCUGGCCCCAUGCUCACCCAACAAAGGCCUCAAACCGACCGCCACAUCCAAGAAGAACACCUUAAAACCACAAAUGCCGCCGACGGUGACCCCUGUUCACGCUGAUAGUGUCUCAGACCUGAAACAGACGCUCGAGAAGAGACUGACCGCCGUGCUGGAGCUGCUCGACCUCGAACACGGACAUGAAGACAUGUGCUGUGCUGCGGAUCUGGUCGCCUACGCGAUUGACUCGCAGUGGCUGGAUGAGCAGGACUUUUUCUGAUUUCUGGUUUUGCUUCUUCAUUGUUCCGCUUUGCGAGGGCGCCGGAGGUUUUCUUUUUACGGUUUUGUUUCCUUCUGCAUGAUAACAUAUAGAUGGCGGGGGCGUUACGAGCGGCAUCAGUUCUUUGGGUUAGAAUAUACCACUUGGCAUCGCUGAACCAAUCAUGCGGUUUGGAUGGAACUAUAAGUAUGAGACGUGAGAUCUAAAAGGGUCAAGGCUUGGCUUUGCAGGAUUGAGUAACUGGAUCUAGCUGUUUUG
Aspergillus fijiensis CBS 313.89 is the source of this 2474-nucleotide messenger RNA. RefSeq lists its product as uncharacterized. The transcript is spliced from 3 exons. Gene Ontology annotation, biological process: intracellular signal transduction; mitotic cell cycle. The coding region runs from base 204 to 2216 and encodes 670 amino acids. Gene Ontology annotation, molecular function: histone H3T3 kinase activity. NCBI's taxonomy places the organism in Eukaryota, Fungi, Ascomycota, Eurotiomycetes, Eurotiales, Aspergillaceae. The record is from RefSeq and is a predicted model, not a curated record. Gene Ontology annotation, cellular component: nucleus; cytoplasm.